CGGGGAGCGAGCGGGGCCGGCUCCCCCCGCGCCCGCCGCCGCCGUGCCCGGAACUCAGAGCCCGGGCCGGCCAUGGUGCACAUCGUGACGGUGAAAACCAAGGCGUACGCCGACCAGAAACCCGGUACCAGCGGGCUCCGCAAACGAGUCACCGUUUUCCAAAGCAAUGCCCACUACGCCGAGAACUUCAUCCAGAGCAUCCUGGACACCGUGCCGCCGGCCGAGCGGCAGGAGGCCACGCUGGUGGUGGGGGGCGACGGCCGCUUCUACAUGAAGGACGCCAUCCAGAUCAUCGUCCGCAUCGCCGCCGCCAACGGGAUUGGCCGCUUGGUCAUCGGGCAGAACGGCAUUCUCUCCACCCCAGCAGUGUCCUGCAUCAUCAGGAAAAUCAAAGCCAUCGGCGGCAUCAUUCUGACGGCCAGCCACAACCCUGGUGGGCCCAAUGGAGAUUUUGGGAUUAAAUUCAAUACAGCCAAUGGAGGUCCUGCUCCAGAAGGUAUCACGGACAAAAUUUUCCAAAUUAGCAAAAAAAUUGAAGAAUAUGCAAUCUGCCCAGAUCUCAAGGUGGACCUGGGUACCAUUGGAAAACAGCAGUUUGAUUUGGAGAACAAAUUUAAACCCUUUACAGUGGAAAUUGUGGACUCUGUAGAAGCUUACGCAAAUAUGCUGAGGAACAUCUUUGACUUCAAUGCAUUAAAGGAACUGCUUUCGGGGAAAAACCACCUCAAGAUUCGCAUCGAUGCAAUGCAUGGAGUUGUGGGCCCUUAUGUGAAGAAGAUCCUGUGUGAGGAGCUGGGAGCCCCAGCAAACUCCGCUGUGAACUGCACCCCCCUGGAGGACUUUGGUGGCCACCAUCCCGACCCCAACCUGACCUACGCUGCUGACCUGGUCCAGACCAUGAAGACGGGAGAGUACGACUUUGGAGCUGCUUUUGAUGGAGAUGGGGACCGCAACAUGAUUCUCGGGAAGCACGGCUUCUUUGUGAACCCCUCUGACUCCGUCGCUGUCAUCGCUGCCAACAUUUUCAGUAUCCCUUACUUCCAGCAGACCGGGGUCCGUGGCUUUGCCCGCAGCAUGCCCACCAGCGGGGCUCUCGACAGGGUGGCCCACGCGACAAAGAUUGCUUUGUAUGAGACUCCUACUGGCUGGAAGUUCUUUGGAAACUUGAUGGACGCAAACAAACUGUCUCUGUGUGGAGAGGAAAGUUUUGGUACUGGCUCUGACCAUAUCCGCGAGAAGGAUGGGCUCUGGGCGGUCCUGGCCUGGCUGUCCAUCCUGGCUGCCCGCAAGCAGAGCGUGGAGGACAUCAUGAAAGAUCACUGGCAGAAGUACGGCAGGAACUUCUUCACCAGAUACGACUAUGAGGAGGUGGAUGCAGAUGCAGCUGGUAAAAUGAUGAAGGAUUUGGAGACUGUGAUGUUCGACCGCUCCUUUGUGGGAAAGCAGUUAUCAGCCGGUGACAAAGUCUACACGGUUGAGAAAGCCGAUAACUUUGAGUACAACGAUCCCGUGGAUGGAAGCGUCUCCAGAAACCAGGGCUUGCGGCUCAUCUUCUCCGAUGGCUCUCGCAUCAUCUUCCGGCUGAGCGGCACCGGCAGCGCUGGAGCGACCGUGCGGCUCUACAUAGACAGCUAUGAGAAGGAUGCUAAGAAGAUCCACGAAGACCCGCAGGCUCAAGCUGUAGGCUGCUGUCUUGAAGGAGCCCAGUCGGAUCCAGAUGUCUCACCAGUUGUAUGCGUUUUCAUCUUUAUCCCAACUUUACAUAAGGCAAUAUCUGAUUUCUACAUGCAGUUCCUACUGCCCCAAAAUGAAAAUAUAUCUCAAGCAAAAAGCAAGCAUAGAUGUUCAAGGAGCGGAAAUCCUCCCGGGAGUGGAAAGCAGCACAAGGUCUCAGGUUUCUUGUCCCAGCCCUGGUGCCAGGAGCCAGGUGAAGCAGUGGCAGGGUCACUCUGGCCCUUGGGGUGAUGGUUUGUUCUGCUGGGAUUGGUGAACAGGGCACCCACCACCUCUCUGGGCACCCUGUGCCAGUGCCUCACCACCCUUAUCCUAACGAAAAUAUUGAGGUCUGAGAGGAUCAGGGCCAGCAAACCUGAGCUGGGGCUGGGGAGGAGCAGGGCUGUGUGGGUGAGGAGGAGGAGGGUGAGUUAACAUGAAGGCUCAGGAGCUGGCGCUGGGUGGAAGUGAGGGGCGCAGGAUGAUGUAUGGAGACCAGGAGGAAUUCAAGUUUCAGAGCAGUGAUUGGUGGCACAGGGUGACAACCAGAUGUGCUGUGUGCCUGUGUGCAGCUCCCUGCAAAGGACUCCUUGGGUCACUCCUGUGAACCUCCCUGCACCUACAGCAGAAAGAAGUCAGAAACAAUGUGUUUUGGAGGGAAUGAAUGAGCAAGGAAAGGCAGAGCCGUGUCCCACUGAACCUGCAGAGCUCUGAACCAUUCCACUCUGUGUAUAUGCACUGCUCCUUGGGGACGGGGGAGGCCAGAAGGGAGUGGAGGAGUUUAGGAAGUCGGCAAGCAGAGUGCUUGUGUUGUUUCUGGCACGGAGUUACCGGCCACGGGUGUCCCUUUGCGGUGCCAUUCACCUCCCACAGCCACAACCGAGCCCGCUGCUCCCAUUAAGUGUGGCUGAGUUGGUUCCCAGCACAGCAAGGCUGGGGCUGUGGGUCGGGACCACGAGCAAGGUGCAGCAGGAGCCAGAACGAAGCUGAUCAGUGCGGAUUGAAGUGCUGGAGGCAGCUGCUGCUGAAAUGAGGCACGGUGCUCUGCCUUCUGCUCGGGGCCACGGGGGAUCCCUGCAGACAGCAGCUGUCCUCAGCGUUGUGCACAUUUGUGAGCACAGUCACUGAUGUCCCCUCCCUGAACAGCACGCACUGCUGACAUCUCGUGUGGCUGCAGUAAUGCUGCGCAUUAGUCCUGAAAGAGAAAGGGGAAAGAGAGAGAAAGGUUUGUGUCUUCUCCUGACUAUGCAAAACCGAAUGAAACAGGAGACAGAGACUACAGAUCCGCCCUGUCCCAGUGCAGCCCAAAGAUAAAAGCGUUAAAAUGCCCUGUAAUUAGAGCCAGCCUCAAAGAAGAAGUUCUGUGACGGCUGCAGUCAGAUGCUCAGCUCUUACACCCCAUGGCACAGAACGAAAGAAUGCAAUUUUUCAGCAGUGCCGGGGUUUUCAUUUGGCUCAGCAGCAGUUCAGAGGUGUUUCUCCUUCUGUAGGAAAUGUGAACUGAUUGUGAGUCUCUGACUGCUCGGGUGGCACGGAAAUUAUAAGUAUUUAAAUGACGGUCUUGUCUGGUUCUGACAUCUUUCAGUGUAAGCAUUGCCUUUUACAAAGGACCAAAGCAAAAUGAAAGCAUGGGUUAUAUGCAGAGUAGGCUCAAGAAGUUCAUUAGUACAUAAGUGUUAUUCUAAACAGUUACAUCAGAGUUUGUUAGGUUGCUAAAUGGCCCCCCAGGCCCUGGUUGGCUUUGCUGGGAGCACCCAAGCUCCUGCCACGUUGCAGAGCUGAGUGUACCUUGAGCGGAUCAGUGCUCAGCUUUGAGUGUCCUCCUGAUGAAACUGUUGCUUUCGUGGAAACAGAGGUUCUAGGUUAUAUGGAAAGUAGAGAAGUCACAGGGCUUAGACAGCUUAAGGGCCGAUUUCCUAAUCUGGGAUGCCAGCAUUCAGCCUGUGCUAUAAGCACUUAUUCAAGCUCCUUUUUGACAUCCUGCUUUUUCAGUGUUCAAACUAAAAACUCAGUUACCAGCGAUCCCCACACACUUCCUGAAAUCAAGGGUUUAACUCCCUAAUGAGCAACGUGUGGCCGCCAGUCCUCCUGCACAUCGCUGCUCUGAGCUCUGGAGCCUGCUCUCCUGAAGCCCCGGGCCAUGACCCCACCUCUGUGUGCCUCUUUUGGUGACACCGGGGGCUGUGGCACUGAGGGACGUGGGCAGAGAGCGAGUGGGCUGUGGGUUGGGGAGCUUAGAGGAGCACAACACUGCUGGGCAUCCCUUGUGCUGUUUGCAGCUUUGAAAAUGUGAUUUCAACAAUUGAAUUUAGGGUUGACACAGAAAGAAGCGUGGCAGAAUGCAGGCAAAGCCGCCUGGGUUGACACUGGGGGAAUGUCACAGUGCAUGAGUUAGGGUUUGGGGUUGGGUUAGAGUUAGGGUUGAGGUUAGAUUUAGGGUUUGGAUUAGAGUUAGGGUUUGGGUUUGAGUUAGGGUUGGGAUUAGAGUUAGGGUUGGGUUUAUAACUUGCUCUGAUGAUCGCAAUGUGAUGCCAGAUGCGAGCUGCCAGCUUUUAGCUUGUGUGCAUGCUAUUAAAGUCUGCGUGUAACGAGAGCCCUGAGGACAGCCCCGAACUCCGUGCACCGCUCCUGCCCAACUCUGGGUGCAGGGAACACACUACUGGUCCUGGGAUGAGAGCAGGGGGGACCCGGAGCUGCAUUGUGUGCCCACUUUGGCAGACUGGCUCGUGCAAUCAGGGCAGCACUCUUAAAGCAAAGUUUUCUGUAUUCUCAAGAUGAACUUUCUGAUUUGCGUGCUUGUUAUUUUGAAUGGAAGAAGCUUACUGUAAAUUGAAGCUGUUUACUGUAUUGCAAAGCAAUACGUGGCCAGGGCUGUUGAUUAGUACCCAGCUCCCAGCAACAGGUGGGACAGCAGAGCUCCUGGCACCACCUCAGGCAUUCACUGUUGAAAACGUUUAGGUCAGCACUGGCAAUGUAAGAUUUUGUUUUUCUGCUUUCACAAACCAAAAAAAAAAGGGAAGAAACAAAAAGAGAUGGAAUGGAUCCAUGCAAAUUAAAAAGUAGCAGAAGCUGAACUAGGCGUUUGCGGUUUCAAGUACUGGUAAGCUCUCUAUCACAGGGGGAAUCAAAGGCAAUUUUUAAGCAGCUAUUGUGUGUUCUGCUUGAGCUGAUUGUUGUAGUGUCUUAUAAAAAGCAGCUGAGCUGCAUUUUUCAGUUUUCCAUACUGGCCUUGAAAGCUCACUGAGUGGCUGACUGCUCCGAUGGGUGGGUGUUAAACCCAUUCGGUGGCAGAAAGCAGGUACGGAAUAAAUAAAUACUACACUACUGAUUUUUUCUGCCACGACUGAGUGAGUUGAUGCUGAAGAGCAUAUAACCUCUGGGUAUUCCAUAGGAAUUGCCUUUUUGAUGCAGGGAGGUGCUGGAGAUUCUUCCCACUGUGCACUGAUCCCUGCACGGUUACGCGCUGUGGUUUGUAGCUCAGUGUUACCGGAUCUUUUGUCUACCUGAACUUCUGGACUUCCUUUCCCUACAUCUUUUUUUCCCUCCUUUGUAUCCAACUUUUUCUUCCUUCUCCUUCAGUUUUCCAACUUUCCAUCUUCUCCAUGCAUAAUGUUUUUUCCCUUCUAAGUUUUCCCAAAUAGAUUUUUCUCUUUUGUGGUACAGGAGCACAGACUUCAAGAUCAGUAUUUCCCUUCACCAUCUGCCACGUUUCCAUUUGUCUGUGUUUUCAGCAUCAACUAAAAUUCCCUUUGUGUAGCUCCAGCUCGGGUGAUUGAGGAGUUGCUGUAGGAUCAGGUAAGCUUGCGGACGCAGCUGGUUUUAUAAUGUCCCCCUAAGUGCCCACAAAAGGAGAGCCCAGCAGCGGCUCCCGGUGGGAGUUUGGGCCGUACAGCCCGAGCUGUGUGGGACUGUCCCACUAAAAGAUGUUGUAAUACGUGUGGAUAACUUAAAGCAAAGAAUAUGUUCCAUAGCAACUGCAGUGUUUGUAGUAGCGAUAGCAUAUGGGAAUGCCUCAGCGCCGCACUGCAGUGAUUGUCUGUAUGGACGCGCUGCAAGGAAAAUUGAAGUAAUGAAGCGCUGCCUGGAAAAAAAAUAUAUGCAAAGCCAAAUUUUUACAACUAGCGUAAGCCAUUUGUAAAUGACAACCACCGAGAAUCAAAGGGAAGGAGCUUGUCAAGCACUGCCAGCUCAGGCAGGAUGGGUUAAGCCGUGUCUUGGGUUGUGUGGCAGCUACACGGCCACGGCUCUGCGCCCUGUGAGCGUGCAGCAGCAGCUCAGCACUCAUCCUGCUCAGAACACAGGCAAAAGCCCCUGCACGGGGGCACCCAGGCACUGCUGGGCAACCAGGAAUGUUGGAAGGAGAAGCAAGUUGGUUUCUUUGUGCUAUGUCCCAGGUCUUGUUCCCUGAGCUCCAGCACUCCCACCUGCCACAUGGAGCAGUGAGACCAAUGCAGAGGGGAGCACCUUUUGUGAGAGUUUGCUUAGCAGUAAGAGAUUUGCAAAGGGUGGAGUUUGUGGUAGAAUAAUCUGGAAAACAUCUCUAAUUUUUAUACGUAUAAAGCUCUGAGGACUUUUAGUUUCGUAUACCCCAUAGAAACUAAUGUAAAUGUAAAGAAUGUUUUAAUCAACAUCUUUUAGCAUAAAUAAUACUCAAGAAACAUAACGAAAUACAAAGUGUCGAGUUACUUCCCAGAGUCCCGUUGUUUUUAUUCCACGUACAAAGAAACGUAUGAGCCCUGAAGCGGUUUGAGAGGUAAAGGUUAAAUAAUGGGUAUGUAUUCAGCAUUUUAAAACACUAAGAAACUGUGGAGCUCUGCAGUCCCUUGUACACAAAGAGCUUGUCAGCGCGUGUUGCUGAGAGUGGUGGGGGAUCGGUGCUGGCAGCCCAGAGGAGACGAGCAGGAAGAGUUCAAGCUGAAAAGCAUAAAGAAGAAGAGAGUUAAUCGUGCUCUGUAAAACCAAUGUGACUUGUAUUUGCUCCUUUGGCAUCGCAAUACCACUCCAAAACAGAGGCCAACUGUUAACAGAGGCAAAGCCAACUUCGUCCUUUGCAGGCUGACAAAUGGUCAUGUAAGUUACCAAAUAACCCAAGACCUCGGGAUUAAACUUCUCCAAUUGUUUUCACAUGAUGCAACUUUAAAUCUCUCUUUUGAACAGUAUUAGAUUUCCUUUCAUUCCCAUAAACUUCAGAAAAAGUUGACUGCUCUCACAUUUCAGACUGUGACCCAGCUAACUUGCACUUUUCCCCUCUGCUAGUCUGGAGAACAGAAUAAUGAAAUUCAGACAACGGUGACCAAAUGUUGCUCCGCAGAACUUUCCUUUUACAAAACAGAUGAAUGCUCCUGGGCUCCAAAACACUGCAGGGAACAAAACUUUCAAACCUUAUGGAAAUAAAAUAGUAAGCCUAUGCAGUGACUUCAUCUCCUUUAUCAGAUCAGAGACGUUUUCGCUGGAAUUGAAAUGGAUUAGAAAAAACCCUCUAAGUAGAGGAAAAGAAUUAAAAUAUCCCACUGAAGCCAUUACCGAAAUGCUGCUUUAUUUCCAAAAACACACCCACGUGAGUGAACGCUGAAUUUCACAGAGAAGAAAAACUGCCACAUCAUCAUCAUUCACAGAAUUGGCGCUGCAGAUAGAAGCGUGCUAUUGUCAGAGUCGGGCAAAUCGAUAUUUGAGUUUUCGUGUUUGCGAUUGAAGACAAAGAUAAGCCAGUGUGCUGCGUGUUCUGAUCCUGACAAAGGGCUGCAGAAGAUGACCGCAGAUCUGCGGCUGCUGCGAGGGCUGGGAUUUCUCCCUCGAGGUGGAGAGGGCUCUGGGAUCUCCUGGAAACCAAGGUCCAUCCAGCACCUUGCCAGAUGAGGCCCUGUAUUUAUAUAACAAGAAAUACCCACUGUGCUGCAGAUUUGUUGCUAGUGCGAGUGGGAUCGCGUUCACUUAAGCCCAUUGCAAACGCAGCCGCUAGAGUCAAAAUAAAAGGAGCCAAAAUAUAUAAAUCCAGCAGACGAAGUUUAUAGGGGAACUAAACCAAACAUUCAACAUCGAGAUUUAGUGCAGCCAAACUGUUGUAACUAAACAGGGUACCUUACAUCAUUUUGUGUCCUACGGGCACGGUCCCCAUUUUAGUGGCGUGCUACGCUCACGCUGAUAUCAAUAAAAGUUUUACAUGCAAAAUGAGUGGAAAAUACGAGAUGUUAGAUAGCACGAUACAAGCCUAUAAACCCCAUACCUAAAAGCCGCUAUCAUGGUUUUGGCAACCCCCAGCCAACUUCCAUGCAAAUUCCGCCGAUGGAUCUUUGCUUUGCUGAUUUUCUCUUAAUUGAAAGUCUUAAAGGUGAAUUGAAAUGUUGUUGGAAUAAAAACCAGUUUAAGAUGCCAAAUCCCUAACAAAAUCCCAGUGCAGACUUACAAGUAAAUAAAUUGUAAAGGCAACCGUACAGGCCUUCGUAUUAACCUGUCAAACCACGAAUUCUGGAAUCUAUUUUUCUCUUGCAAAAUUUGUGACAUUCUUUUCUCCCUAAUGACUGAAGUAUUUUACUGCUUUGCGGGUCUGGCUACAAAGAUGACAUUGUUUAGGAAGGUGGUGAAAUCUCCCUUGCUCAUGCUGAUGACUGGGGGACCACUUCCCGGUUAAUUUACCUGGAGAACUGGGAGGCACAGACCAGAUGCCGUGGCCCUUCCUUUCACAAGUAUAACCCGCUCUAUUUUGCACAAGUAUAGCUUGGUCACACCCAAACUAAAAUAAAUCCACUCUCUUCUUUUUGAGACUCACUUCUCGGGGUGAUGAGUUAAUCAGAGAUGAAACACUUGCAACACUUUCCUACCGAAAGAUCCCUACAAAGCCCAGUGUCUGCAGUGUAAAUCACCAGCUGCAGGACUUGGAAGUGUCCCCACUGCAUGCUUCUCCUGCUGCCUGUCCUGCCCUGCACCUUGUCUGCUUGCUGAAUUAAAGCUUUGGGAGCACAGUGGAUACCGAAUCUAAUGAAACGCCAAAUGUCAGCAUGCAGUUAUUAAAAUAGAAGAAUAACAACAACAAAAAUAAUGCAGAAUAAGCAUCACCAUGUUUGCAUGUGUUAUUAAGUAGUCACUGGUGUUUGUGUCCCAUUCCAUCACCCUCGUUUUUCCAGAAGGGUAACAUUACAUGCUACGGAGCUAUGUAAUUCAAGAAUAUAAAGAACAGAGUCCUCCUGCUAUAUAAAUAAAAUUCCAGUGUAGUACACA
Molecule: messenger RNA, 8928 nt
Organism: Numida meleagris (helmeted guineafowl)
Lineage: Eukaryota; Metazoa; Chordata; Aves; Galliformes; Numididae
Gene: PGM1
Product: phosphoglucomutase 1
Exons: 11
Coding region: 73-1965 (630 amino acids)
Biological process (GO): carbohydrate metabolic process
Cellular component (GO): cytosol
Molecular function (GO): phosphoglucomutase activity; magnesium ion binding
Source: RefSeq, a predicted model, not a curated record